This is a messenger RNA of Mya arenaria, 2619 nucleotides long. RefSeq lists its product as uncharacterized. Bases 1 to 1701 code for a protein of 566 amino acids. Gene Ontology annotation, molecular function: zinc ion binding. Lineage: Eukaryota; Metazoa; Mollusca; Bivalvia; Myida; Myidae. The record is from RefSeq and is a predicted model, not a curated record. The transcript is spliced from 2 exons.
AUGGCAUCAAACGUUGAAUCCUCCAUUCAUAGGGGCGGUGAUUUCAUCCACGAUUUCGUCUGUUCCGCUUGCGAAGAAGAUAGACUGAACACGGAAGCUCAACAUUUCUGCUCACAGUGCACAAAAUAUUACUGCGAUAACUGUGUCCCGGUUCACAACAAACUGUACAAGAGACACGCGGUGCUCGAUCGGAAGGACGUAAAGAAAUGGGCGGCGGCACCAGGGACGGUGGAUGCCAUGGAAAGAUGCGAGAAACACCCCGGUAAAGCAUUGGAGCUCGUGUGUGUCGACCAUGACAAGCUAUGUUGUCCGGUGUGCGUCGCUGUAGGUCACAGACAAUGCGCAUCGAUACUGCACAUUCCAGACGUUGCAAAGGGCAUCCGCAAAGAUCCAAUGUUUACACAACUACCAAAAGAGGUAGCUGAUUUAAGAAAGCAAUUAGAAGACAUGGAAGACGCCAGAACGAAAAAUAGCGCCUCACUGUGGGAUACUCGAGCUGUCAUUGUUGACGAAAACAAGACAAUCCGUGAAAAUAUAAACGCCAGUCUCGACAAGAUGGAGAAAACAACUGUAGACGAGUUGGACAGCCUGAUAGCGAAACACGAAACGGUCAUAAAGAAAGAUAUCGACUUCUGCAAACAAAUGCAUGAAGAUCUGAAGAGCUUGAUGGAUGCAAUUGAAAACAAAAAGUCGUCAGGCGAACCCACUUUGUACAUUGGAGUUAAGAAGUGUGGAGACAAAAUGAAGGAAGCAAGAGCACAUGUACAUAGAAUGUCAUCAGUUGAAACAUACUAUCUAACAUAUCAGCCUGACAAAACAAUAGAGAAAUGGUUCUCCUCUCCACAAAGCUUUGGAGUGCUAAAUGAAUGUGUUACUGUUGCAGCACAAUUCCCACAAGAACAUGUUUUCCAAGUGCUAGGAUCCAAGGAGUAUAAUGUUAAGAUGAGUUCCGAAACCCUUGAAUGUGAUAUCGGGGGCGUAUGUGAACUUCCUUGUGGACAGGUUGUUAUCACAGACCGGAACCACAGUAAAGUAAAACUUCUAGACCGGGAGUACUUGGUUGUGGACGUCUAUGAUGUCGCCAGGGCUCCUUGGGGGGUGUGCCACAUUUGCGGGGAUGAAGUUGCCGUUUGUGUAAAUUACUUUGAUCAAAUAUGCGAACUUCAGUUCAUGUAUGUUGCAAUAGGGAAACUCUUUGUAAGGAGGAAGUUAAGUUUUAAUCAUAAAUGUUUUGCCGCUGUUUACCACGGGGAUCAGCUAUACAUAUCCUCCGGUACCGCUCUGUACGUCUACACGAUGUCGGGACAGCUAGCGAAGAAGCUGUACGAAGACAAAACAGAGAGUGAUGCGGUUGAGAAAUGUGUAAUCAGUAACGAUGGGAAGAGAAUCUACAUCACAAACCCCUCCAAAAAUCAACUGAUCACACUAGACAACAUGGGCAACACGCUGGCCACAUUCACCGACCCUGACAUGAUACAGCCUACUGGAAUAGACGUGUCACCUGCCGGUCACGUGUUUGUCUGCGCAUGGGACUCCAAAACAGUGCUGCAAGUUGACAAGGACGGGAAGACGAAGUUGACCACCCUAGCCAAAAAAGUAGACGGAGUGUCCUGCCCCAAAGCUUUGUUCUUCAGCAGCCGUACUUCCUGUCUGUUUGUCGGCAGGUGGAAAGAUACGCUUCUUGUCAUAAUGCUGCAAUGAAUAACAAUACAAAUAUGUUUACGGUAUUCUGUAAAUUGAAAGGAACGAACUACGUGGGAUUAUAUUUAAAGAAUCCUUAUCGAUUUCUUGUCGAUGAUUUGGAUAAUGUUUAACUCUCAUUAAUGUGGAUAAUAACUCUCGUUAACAACAUUCUAUAUUUUCCCGUUUUGAAUAAUAUAUCGGUACAUGUGUCACUGUAAUGUAUAUUUAAUGAUUUAUAAGGCAUGUUAUUACCGUAAACAUUAGUAUGACAUAAUGACGACGGGGAAUAUUAUCAACAAACGUAUUGUGGGAUCAGGUCUCGAAUUAUUUAUUCUUGGUUGUAGUGAGAUAUAUUUUGAAACAAAUCUUAUGGUUGCAAAUAUCACUCUAGCCUAGGCUUAAAAAGAUUUGACGGCUAACAACAUUAAAUUCUAUUUUUUACACUUGCUUAGUAUUCAAAACGUGAUCUUACGAUAAUUUGUCUUAGGCUUGUUGAUUUAUACAAUGCCCCUUAUAUGUGUAAUCAUCUUUGCUGUCUUACUUACUUACGCACACACACACACACACACACACACACGCACACACGCACACAGGCACACACGCACACACGCACACGCACACACACACACACACACACACAUAUAUAUAUAUGUAUAGUCUUGCGUUUAAUUUGAUGUAGGGUUGAAACUGAAUAACAUGUUAACAACGAACGAACGAAUGAAUGAAUAGAUGCAUGGAUGGAUGAUGGAUGGGUGGAUGGAUGAAUUAAUGAAUGAUUGAAUAAAUAAAUGAAUGGAUGGAUGGAUGGAAAGAGUCGAUGAAAUCUUUUUCACAAUGCAUGAACAUUCAAAUGAUGCACACUUGAACUGAGAACUGUGCUCUCUUAAAUAUUCCAUUUAUGUGUGCCAAUAUGUAGUUUUAUGACGACACAGUAAA